Babesia bovis T2Bo is the source of this 2118-nucleotide messenger RNA. RefSeq names its product ABC transporter family protein. Gene Ontology annotation, molecular function: ATP hydrolysis activity; ATP binding; ABC-type transporter activity. Gene Ontology annotation, cellular component: membrane. NCBI's taxonomy places the organism in Eukaryota, Apicomplexa, Aconoidasida, Piroplasmida, Babesiidae. The transcript has 3 exons. Gene Ontology annotation, biological process: transmembrane transport. Bases 13 to 1980 code for a protein of 655 amino acids. The record is from RefSeq and is a predicted model, not a curated record.
UUAUCCGCCAAGAUGGGUAAAUGCCCAAUUACCGGUAGAGGAUCAUCCUCCGAGGCAGAUGCCUUUAGGGUGGAUAUAAGUGAUGACACUGUUAGAGCUACCAAAGGCGACAUUAUAGACAUGAUGAAACCGUUUUACUGGCCGGGGAAACCAACGGACUCCAAGCAUAAACGUGUUGUACUGCGAUCGUUCGUGUUAUUGGCAGUGUUCUUUCUAUUUGCUGGAAAGGCAUGCCACUUGUUGGCGCCAGUAUUUCUGGGUCAGACUGUUAACAGCCUUAAGGAAGGCGAGGGUGAAAAGUCGCUGUACUACCUUUUGGCAAUGGCGUUGUUGUUUUUCUCAGGGACACUCUGCGACGAAAUGAGGAACCUGCUUUACAGCUAUGUACAAUGCCACGGGCUAACUACUUUGGCGGAGACUUUCUACUCACACAUGUAUACCAUGGACUAUCAGUGGUUCCUGUCAGCCAAGGGUGGUGAGGUCAUCAGGUGUAUGACCCGUGGACUCGAGUCCAUGCGCGACCUGACGAGGUUCGGUGUGCUGCUAAUGGUACCCACGCUACUGGAAGCUACAUGCGUAUGUAUAUUGUUCGCGGCAUACUUCCAGGACCCCUGGCUAACGCUUACAGUGAUAAUAGGUCUAAUUCUGUACACAGCGGUCACUAUAGGUGCCACUAAUUGGCGUAAUAAGACAAGACGGGCUGAAGCGGAGCGUGAUGAUGAAAUGCAUAGUAUAUCCAAUGACGGUAUGAACAACUUCGAUACCGUCAAGUACUUCACCAACGAGAAGUAUGAAGUGGAUCGAUACACCGAAGUUGUACGCCAACACCAAAAGUGCCAAUGGAGAGUUAUAUCCAGCCUCAGCCUGCUGAACAUCUCACAGGAAAUACUGAAACAGUCAACAGUUGGGUUGUGCCUCAUGUUUGCCGUCAUGGCAGUCAAGCAGAAUAAAAUGUCAGUGGGUCAAAUGGUCUCCAUCCAGACGUACCUCUUCUACCUGUACAGGCCACUGUUCUUACUGGGAACCAUGUACGCAGCUAUAUGCAGAGCUGUGGCGGGGAUACAGAGCGCGGCUAACAUGCUCAAGUGCCAGCCCACAGUGGUGGAUCGCCCUGAUGCAAUCCAGAUAUCAUUGGACAACGGCACUGACGAAUCAAUGCCAAUGAUACAGUUCCAGGACGUGUGCUUCACAUUCCCAGAAAAGGUAGGACUCGAGUCGAAAGUAACCUUGAAGAAUAUUAAUUUCGCACUACCCAAGGGAAAGUCAAUGGCCAUAGUGGGACCUACAGGCUCAGGAAAGACCACACUCAGCCUCCUGCUGUGUAGAUUGUAUGACCCUACCAGUGGAAAGAUAUUAAUCAACGGAACUGAUAUCGCUGAUGUCACACAAGAAAGCCUGCGUAAGAAUAUCGGAGUAGUGUCGCAGAAUACAAUGCUGUUCCAUGCAUCGCUGCGUGAGAAUCUAAAGUAUGCCAAGUUGGAUGCAACGGAUUAUGAAAUAUACGAAGCGUUACGUAGAGCAAGCUUCCUAGAUAGAGUUAUGGCACUACCAGAGAAGCUGGAUACUGUAGUGGGAGAACGUGGAAUGCGCCUAUCCGGAGGAGAGAAGCAGCGUGUAAGCAUAGCAAGGUGCUUCCUCAAGGACCCACCAAUACUGAUACUGGAUGAGGCUACCAGUGCCCUGGAUUCCAAAACAGAAGCUGAUAUACAGUCGGCGUUGUUCAUGCUAUUCCACAACAGAACUGUUAUAACCAUCGCACACCGAUUAAGCACAAUCGUCGACUGCGAUAGCAUUAUGUACAUCGAAGCAGGCGAGAUUAAAGAGUUUGGAUCACAUGAUGAUCUCAUGGAAAAGGCAGGAUACUACAAGUCAUUGUGGGAUGCACAACUUAAAGCGACACCACUAAUGUCAAGAUCAUCCACUGGAAAGAAUGAGCGCUCUGCACAAUCUAGUCAGGAACAACCAAAAUUCAACAGUUGAACGCAUAUUGGAAGGCGCGCUGCGCAUUAGGAAACGAAGUGAACCCGAAGCGCAGAAGCUGCUACCUGACUUCAUCGACAAAAAAGAUGCACAUGGGAGGUAAUACACUUUAAUCCACCCUAACUAACCUAAUAUCGU